CCGUCCUGUUGUUCUACAUACACACCAAGCAUGGCGUCCUCAAUGUCACCGGCGCUCAGACAGGUUCUGAACCUUAGGAAAGCAGCCGUGCCAUUACUGCUGUCGACCAGGUCACUGAGCACUUCCACAUGGAGGUUGGCACAGAACCAAGCUCAAGACACGCACCUCAUUACCGUGGAUGAAAAAUUGGAUAUCACUUCCAUAACUGGAGUUCCGGAAGAGCAUAUCAAAACUAGGAAAGUCCACAUUUUUGUGCCUGCACGGAAUGCAAUGCAGUCUGGCGUGCAAAACACAAAGAAAUGGAAGAUGGAGUUUGAUACACGUGAGCGGUGGGAAAAUCCAUUAAUGGGCUGGGCUUCCACUGCCGAUCCUUUAUCCAAUAUGCUGCUGUCAUUCACCUCAAAAGAAGAUGCUAUUGCCUUUGCUGAAAAAAAUGGAUGGAGUUAUGAAGUUGAAGAGAAGAGGAUUCCAAAGCCAAAAUCCAAGUCUUAUGGUGCAAACUUUUCUUGGAACAAACGAACCAGAGUAUCCACAAAAUGAGUUAUUGGCCGUCCAUAAGUCUGACUAUGAACAAAGUCAGCUGUGCUAUAUUUAUAGAACAAGUAUAAUACAACUCUUAAUCUCCUAAUAAAUAUGACCUUUAAACUACAAA
Molecule: messenger RNA, 652 nt
Organism: Pelobates fuscus (common spadefoot toad)
Lineage: Eukaryota; Metazoa; Chordata; Amphibia; Anura; Pelobatidae
Gene: NDUFS4
Product: NADH:ubiquinone oxidoreductase subunit S4
Exons: 5
Coding region: 31-540 (169 amino acids)
Biological process (GO): electron transport chain
Source: RefSeq, a predicted model, not a curated record